Messenger RNA from Dalotia coriaria, 1949 nucleotides. It is a transcript of the gene sky, whose product is annotated as GTPase-activating protein skywalker. Gene Ontology annotation, biological process: response to oxidative stress. Lineage: Eukaryota; Metazoa; Arthropoda; Insecta; Coleoptera; Staphylinidae. The transcript has 9 exons. The coding region runs from base 1 to 1815 and encodes 604 amino acids. The record is from RefSeq and is a predicted model, not a curated record. Gene Ontology annotation, cellular component: nucleus.
AUGCCGACGAUGCCGUCGGUCAUGGAGCACGAGGCUGAACACCCGGCGUUUUCGCCGCACGUGGAUGUAGCUCGAGUGCCGCAGUUAGCACCGGCAUCGCCUGCUUCCGCCGGUAAACCAUUAAGAACCGCCGCCGAGGUGCAGACGUUGCUGACACAAGGCAAGAACACAGAGGUGAAGAUGCUGUUACGUACGAAUGCCUGGCCGGCUGAUCACCCGGUGCGCCGUGAGCUAUGGUCCGCGUUGUGUCUGCAGCAUCACAACAGCAAGAGCGAUAUGGCCGAUGGGUUUUAUUGGGAUAUGGUGACGCAGGUGUUUGGCUCGACGGAACUGCCGGACCGGCCUAUCAGUCUGCCACCCUUUGUGGAACCUGGGCACUGCCACAGUUAUCAUCUUACACAGAAGGGCAGUAGUAUUGCUGAUCGCGUUGUUUCCGUCUUGGGCUAUGCGUGUCCGGACAUCGUCUACAGUCCGAGUAUUUAUCCCAUUUGUGCGCUGCUUCUGCAUUAUUUAAGUGAGGAGGAGUGCUACCAUUGCAUAACGAGUCUGGUGUCAUCUAAAAAGAAGCAGUUUAUUACGCAGACAAAGUCUCUUCAUGAGGUGACGUGGAAGACUGUGAUGCAGAUUUGCAAAAAGCACGUGAAGGCCGCAGCCGUGCACCUCCAGAGACAAUGCCCUAGCUCACGCGUGGAGCGCAUCUACAUGGACUGGAUAUGGUGGGUGCUGCAAGGGCUGCCGUUUACGCAUCUCGUGCGCGUCAUGGACUGUUUUUUCCACGAAGGUAUUAAGGUAUUAUAUAGAGUAGCGAUGGCCAUCCUAGUCCUGUUUCACAAGCACACAUCGUCGACGUCGACGGCUGGCGGCGCCGAAUGGUCUGCCGACAUUCAGAAGAACGGCAUUGACGCUGCGCUCACCAAAUUCUUGAAAGAGAUCACCAUACCACCAAACAAAGUGCUGAAGGCGGCGUUUGGAAUACGCGGGCUGAGCUCCUCGUACAUAUCGCGCGUCUUCAUCCGGACUGAGAUGAUACUGCAGAGCAAGACUGUGAUACGAUCGGGGCCGAUGGUGCGGUCGCGGUCGAAUGAGAAUCUGCCCAACAGCCAGAGCCAGAACAACAUCCAGAUGGUUUCGCACACGCUAACGAUACGCGAGCGAAUCCCAACUGACCUAGAAGGCGAUGUUGUCAACGAAGACGGUGCCACGUUCGUGCUUCGCUCUGUCGAUGUUAUUACUAACAAUAGCGAAUUAGCAUCGACGUUGUUGUUAAAUAUUGACCCACAACAAGACCUGUUGGCGUUGUGGUCAUGGCUACCUGUACGGAUCACCAUGUACCAACCCAUUCUGCUGUAUACUACUGAGGAGCAUGGCUGCUCACUGACGACGUUCUACGUGCGCGUGGAACAACACGAACCGACGCUGUUGAUGAUCAAGACUAUCAAUAAUGAAAUUUUUGGAGCAUACUGUUCGUCGAAAUGGGGCGAACGCAAUCUAAAAGACGAUCGCGGAAACCGCCAGGCGUACUUUGGUACAGGGGAGACAUUCUUGUUUUCCUUGUAUCCCGAACGAGCGAAAUAUCCUUGGGUAGGCAUGGAGGGCGAGAAUACUCUGGGACAUGCGGCUGAGUUGUUUAUGGCUGCGGAUUCUAAGAUGAUCACCAUUGGCGGCGGUGAGGGUCAAGCAAUAUGGAUGGACGAAAACAUCCGCUAUGGCAAAACGGACCGCUGCCAGACCUUCAAUAAUCCGCCGCUGUGUAAGACCGGCGAUUUUGAGAUUCGCGUGUUGGAAGUUUACGGCUUCGCCGCCGAACAAAUGUAGACGUGCACACAACGAGUCGAACUUCAUCGACGCAUCCCACACCCGCAUAAAUACACACUUGACACACGACCUAACAUUACACACCUGCGCCUGGAGCACCAUUCUUCGUACAUCAAACUCUUUGCGGACAGGCG